Messenger RNA from Dinoponera quadriceps, 810 nucleotides. RefSeq lists its product as uncharacterized. The transcript is spliced from 2 exons. The coding region runs from base 1 to 810 and encodes 269 amino acids. The record is from RefSeq and is a predicted model, not a curated record. Lineage: Eukaryota; Metazoa; Arthropoda; Insecta; Hymenoptera; Formicidae.
AUGAGACUGAUUGCAUCGAUAGGCGCGAUCGUUCUGUUAGUUGGAUCUUGCGCGGCCAACCAGGACCUCCUCGCCAAGUCCUUGAGCGAGUGCGUCGCGACCGAGUCGUGGACUUCUUGCCUGAAGCAUCAUGUUUUGGAUUAUCUCGACGGCGAGCUGGGCAUCAGCACGGAGGCGAGGUCGUUGGAGACCUUGGACGAGGCGAUCGUCGCCAGGACCGUUAAGUAUCUGAGGAGUUUCGAUUACGGGCUCGAUCUGCCCUUGGUCGACGCCAGGCUGAAGUACAGACCCAGCAGGAGCUUGGCCGACCUGGACGUCGAAUUCAAGGAUAACGAAGCGGCUACUAGUCAGGCCCGAGGACUCUUGAAGAAGAAGCUCUUGUUACCGUUCUUGCUGCUGCUGAAACUGAAGUUGAAGGCUCUCAUGCCCAUCUUCGUCGCCAUAAUCGGACUGAAGGCGCUGAAAGCCCUCGUCCUGUCGAAGCUCGCCAUUCUCGUCGUCAUCGGAUUCGUCGCGAUGCAAUUCCUCAAGAAGGGCGGCAUGAUGAUGCCGAUGGGUAUGUCCAUGGAACCGGCGACGGCGUACGGGGUGGCGCCUUCGCUCUCGACUACGUCGAGCUACGAUCCCGCCAACACGUGGGACGGCAACGGUCCGUACUCCCGCGUCUGGUCGCCGAGCAACGGUGUGGAGUCUCAAAAUCUCGCGUACAGCUACUACUCGCCCGGCAGCUCGAGCUCCUACAGCUCGGUAGGCUCCUCUUCGUCGUCGUCGUCCUCGUCCUCAGGCGGCUCCACGAACUAUUCGUCCUAA